Molecule: messenger RNA, 1482 nt
Organism: Peronospora matthiolae
Lineage: Eukaryota; Oomycota; Peronosporomycetes; Peronosporales; Peronosporaceae
Source: the annotation of a GenBank genome assembly
AUGGCUAUGGCAAUGGCGAAAUACCUCAAGAGCACCGAUACUAGCAUGCUCAAGAGCAAGCAUCAUGCUUGCAGCUCCACCGUAAAGGCAGCUUCACCCCAUGAGAUGGAACGUGGUGUAAUGAGCAUCGUUACCAACAAUCGCAACACUGUCGAUGGACCUCGUGUGCCCGGAGUUCGUUGGGGAUUUCAACCCAUGUCUACCGAAGCUCAUCGAUUCCUCGGCAAUACCAGAGCUAGCACGCAGAUGGCGGAGUCCGUGCUACCGCCGGCAAGCGCUGAGGUAGGGCAUACCAUGGUCCCGAUGCAGAGCUUGUGUGGCAGACCCAUGGUUCACGUUGCUGACAACUUGCAGCAGUCGGUCGGUACAGCCGUAGCGAACCCACUUUACGGUGUAGAGAGCGAUAUUGCAAUGCCGUAUCAGUACUGUCGAAGUCUGCCUACAGAUCUCUCCCCACUCCAUGAUGGCGGUAAAUCGGCAGCCGGUCGCGUUUCAUCAGACGUCGCACAGUUGAAUCCGUUCGUGCCAAACAGGGAUCCCAUGGUCUACAAUCAACUGAGUGACAGCUAUGUGCCGUCUUUUGGUAGCAAAGGCGUGCCACAUACGGCCAUGAACGUUGACGAUAGGUUUCAAGGUCUCAUGAUCAACAACGACGUAACGUCCUUCGUUAGCGACGUGGCUCGACCCUCAGCUGCUGCCGCAGGUCCUAUCAAUCACCGAUUCUCGAUGCCGACUUUGACGCUGUUGGAAGAUGAGGAGGACGAGAGAAACUGGAACGGAUGCUGCUCUGACAGCAACAGCAUCUCAAUAUCUGAAAUCGCAAACACUGUCGUUACGGCGUCUGCAUCGUUGGCGGCGUCAAUGGGUGCAGGGUCAGAGCCGACGCGACCAAAGUCUCUGAUGCUCUACAAAACGGAGGAAGACAAGACGAAACCAAAACGGGCCCAUCGACUUUGCUCGGUAAGCAAAUGCGGUAAGCGUGCACGAUCCCAGGAUUUAUGCAUUGCUCACGGUGGCGGUCGCCGAUGCAUUGCCAAAGGCUGCAACAAAAGUAGUCAGGGUGGUAACAUGUGCAUUAAGCACGGGGGUGGCAAGCGGUGCACACAUCAAGGCUGUAGCAAGGCUGCGCAGACCAACUUGCUUUGCAAAGCUCAUGGAGGAGGGUCGCGUUGCCAAUUCCCACAAUGUUCGAAAAGCUCUCAAGGUGGCGGAUUCUGCCGGGCUCAUGGAGGUGGCAAACGUUGUGUUGCAGUAGGAUGCAGCAAAGGAACGCAACGUGGAGAUUUCUGUGCACUGCAUGGCGGGUCUCGCUUUUGCGAGGUUCCUGGAUGUAUGCGCAAUGACCGUGGAGGAGGCUUUUGCGCGCAACAUGGUGGCGGUAAGCGAUGCAACGUUGUCGAGUGCAAUCGCUCGUGUAGACGGAACGGGCUAUGCUCGACGCACUUGCGUUUAUCGGGACCCGACACUGGAGAGAAUGUUUGA